Molecule: messenger RNA, 8039 nt
Organism: Dendronephthya gigantea
Lineage: Eukaryota; Metazoa; Cnidaria; Anthozoa; Malacalcyonacea; Nephtheidae
Product: deleted in malignant brain tumors 1 protein-like
Exons: 62
Coding region: 77-7993 (2638 amino acids)
Cellular component (GO): membrane
Molecular function (GO): protein binding
Source: RefSeq, a predicted model, not a curated record
CUAGCAUUUGUUGGAGUAGUUGACCGCUAAGUCGAUGAAAAUUUCGGAUAAUCCAUAUUUGGAUACAGCCUGAAAAAUGCUAAUCAGCCGUAUAAUUGCGUUUUGCACAUUAAUGUGGUGUGCUUCCCCAGUGGAGAGUUGGCACAUUAAACCCUCCCCUUCUUUUCAAGCGUCUAGGAAUGGUGUCCAGUCAACGCCAUCAAUUCAAUCAAGUUUGUCAGGAAGGAAAUGCGGUAACGGACUAUUUUCAUGUCUCAGAAGCACAAAGUGUAUACCGGUGUUUUGGGUUUGUGAUGGAUUGCCAGACUGUCCAGAUUGGAGCGACGAAACCAACUGUAGGAAAUCCUCACAAAAGAUUCCGUAUCUAAGCCGUGUUUCAUCGACAUCCUCUCAAGUUUCAUCAUCCCAAGUCUCAGUUUGCCAACACGGAGAAUUCAGAUGCAAUAAUGGCUACGGAUGUGUUCCGUCCAGUUGGUUGUGUGAUGGGUAUAACGAUUGUUCUGAUGGUAGUGACGAAUGGUCGUGGAACUGUAUCUCAGUAAUUUGCCAACACGGAGAAUUCAGAUGCAAUAAUAGCUACCGAUGUAUUUCGUCCAGUUGGUUGUGUGAUGGGGAUGACGAUUGCUCUGAUGGUAGUGACGAAUGGUCGUGGAACUGUAAUCUUCCGUCUCCAAGCCGUGUUUCAUCAACAUCCUCUCAAGUUUUAUCAUCCCAAGUCUCAGUUUGCCCAAACGGAAACUUCAGAUGCAACAAUGGCUACGGAUGUUUUCCGUCCAGUUGGUUGUGUGAUGGCAUGAAAGAUUGCUCUGAUGGUAGUGACGAAUGGUCGUGGAACUGUAAUCUUCCGUCUCCAAGCCGUGUUUCAUCGACAUCCUCUCAAGUUUCAUCAUCCCAAGUCUCAGUUUGCCAACAAGGAGAAUUCAGAUGCAAUAAUGGCUACAGAUGUGUUCCGUCCAGUUGGUUGUGUGAUGGGUAUAACGAUUGCUCUGAUGGUAGUGACGAAUGGUCGUGGAACUGUGGAAUUUCGUCUAUGAAAUUUUCUUCCACGGCAAGUGUACAAGCAUCACAAGUCACUUGUCCAUUCUGGAAGUUCAGAUGUAACAAUGGUUACCAAUGUAUUCACCAAUUUCAUCUAUGUGAUGGAUGGGCCUAUUGCGCCGAUGGUAGUGAUGAAUGGAAUUGCAGACCGUCAAGCUCCAUAGACCCAACUCCGACUUCAAGCAUGAAAGCUAAAACGAGUGCAUAUGGUUCAUUUAAAGACAUUCGAAUUAUUGCUAAUGGUUCAUACAAUGAAGGACGAGUGGAGGUUUAUUAUAACGGCAGAUGGGGAACAGUUUGUGAUGAUUAUUGGGACAUGAACGAUGCUCGUGUUGUCUGCAGACAGCUUGGUUUUCAAGACGCAGAAGCUGCUUAUCAGGGUGGUAAUGUUCGCGAUGGAACUGGACAGAUUUGGCUUGAUGAUGUUGAUUGUAGAGGUUCUGAGUCGUCACUAUUUUCAUGCAGACAUCAAGGAUGGGGGAAUCACGACUGUGGUCAUCAUGAAGACGCUGGUGUUCGAUGUAGAGUCAAUGGAGGAACCUCCAGCUCGAUAAAUCAUUUCUCGACUUCAAGUAUACAAGCAUCACAAACUAUAUGCCAAUAUUGGCAGUUCAGAUGUAAUAAUGGUUACCAAUGUGUAGAUCGAUAUUAUCUUUGUAAUGGUUGGAGAGAUUGCUCUGAUGGAAGUGAUGAAUGGCCGUCGAACUGUGGACCGUCAAACUCCAUAGACCCAACUCCAACUUCAACCAUGAAAGCUAAAACGAGUGCAUAUGGUUCAUUUAAAGAUAUUCGAAUUAUUGCUAAUGGUUCAUACAAUGAAGGACGAGUGGAGGUUUAUUAUAACGGCAGCUGGGGCACAGUUUGUGACGAUAGUUGGGGAAUGGACGAAGCUCGUGUUGUCUGCAGACAGCUUGGUUUUCUUGAUGCAGAAGCUGCUUAUCAGGGUCGUGAUGUUGACGAUGGAACAGGAAAGAUUUGGCUUGAUAAUGUUGAUUGUAGAGGUUCUGAGUCGUCGCUAUUUUCAUGCAGACAUCGAGGUUGGGGUCGUCACGACUGUGGUCAUCAUGAAGACGCUGGUGUUCGAUGUAGAGUCAAUGGAGGAACAUCCAGCUCCAUAAAUCAUUUCUCGACUUCAAGUAUACAAGCAUCACAAACUGUUUGUCGGUAUUGGGAGUUCAGAUGUAAUAAUGGUUACCAAUGCGUUGAUCGAUAUUAUCUUUGUAAUGGUUGGAGAGAUUGCUCUGAUGGAAGUGAUGAAUGGCCGUGGAACUGUGGACCAUCAAGCUCCAUAGACCCAACUCCGACUUCAAGCAUGAAAGCUAAAUCGAGUGCAUAUGGUUCCUUUAAAGACAUUCGAAUUGUUGGUUCAUACAAUGAAGGACGAGUAGAGGUUUAUUAUAUGGGACAAUGGGGCACAGUUUGUGAUGAUGGUUGGGGCAUGAACGAUGCUCGUGUUGUCUGCAGACAGCUUGGUUUUCAUGAUGCAGAAGCUGCUUAUCAGGGUGGUCACUUUCAGGCUGGAACUGGACGGAUUUGGCUUGAUGAAGUUGAUUGUAGAGGUUCUGAGUCAUCGCUAUUUUCAUGCAGACAUCCAGGAUGGGGGGUUCACGACUGUAGCCACAGUGAAGACGCUGGUGUUCGAUGCAAAGUCAACGGAGGAACCUCCAGCUCGAUAAAUCAUAUCUCGACUUCAAGUAUACAAGCGUCACAAACUAUAUGUCAAUAUUGGCAGUUCAGAUGUAAUAAUGGUUACCAAUGUGUUGAUCGAUAUUAUCUUUGUAAUGGUUGGAGAGAUUGCUCUGAUGGAAGCGAUGAAUGGUCGUGGAACUGUGGACCGUCAAGCUCCAUAGACCCAACUCCGACUUCAAGCAUGAAAGCUAAAUCGAGUGCAUAUGGUUCCUUUAAAGACAUUCGAAUAGCUGAUGGUUCAUACAAUGAAGGACGAGUGGAGGUUUAUUAUAACGGCAGAUGGGGAACAGUUUGUGAUGAUGGUUGGGGCAUGGACGAUGCUCGUGUUGUCUGCAGACAGCUUGGUUUUCAUGAUGCAGAAGCUGCUUAUCAGGGUGGUCACUUUCAGGCUGGAACUGGACGGAUUUGGCUUGAUGAAGUUGAUUGUAGAGGUUCUGAGUCAUCGCUAUUUUCAUGCAGAAAUCGAGGAUGGGGGAUUCACGACUGCAGCCACAGUGAAGACGCUGGUGUUCGAUGUAGAGUCAAUGGAGGACCCUCAAGCUCUAUAGACCCAACUCCGACUUCAAGUAUGAAAGCUAAAUCGAGUGCAUAUGGUCCCUUAAAAGAUAUUCGAAUAGCUGAUGGUUCAUACAAUGAAGGACGAGUGGAGGUUUAUUAUAACGGCAGAUGGGGAACAGUUUGUGAUGAUUGUUGGGGCAUGGCUGAAGCUCGUGUUGUCUGCAGACAGCUUGGUUUUCAAGAUGUAGAAGCUGCUUAUCAGGGUGGUCACUUUCAGGAUGGAACUGGACAGAUUUGGCUUGAUGAAGUUGAUUGUAGAGGUUCUGAGUCAUCGUUAUUUUCAUGCAAUCAUCCAGGUUUGGGGAUUCACGACUGUAGCCACAGUGAAGACGCUGGUGUUCGAUGUAAAGUCAAUGGAGGAAACUCAAGCUCUAUAGCCCAACUUCAAGUGAAUGAAGGACGAGUGGAGGUUUACAUUAUCACGGACAUCGGGGAACAGUGCGACAUAGAGGAAGCGCGUGUUGUCUGCAGACUUCAUUUUCAUGACGCAGAAGCUGCAUAUCAGGGUGGUCACGCAGAUUUGGAAAUGCUAAUCAGUAUAAUUGCGUUUUGCACAUUAAUGUUGUGUGCUUCCCCAGUGGAAAGUUGGUGGCACAUUAAACCCUCCCCUUCUUUUCAAGCGUCUAGGAAUGCCAAAACGAGUGUACAUGUUUCAUCUAAAGUCAUUCGAAUAGCUGAUGGUUCAUACAAUGAAGGACGAGUGGAGGUUUAUUAUAACGGCAGUUGGGGAACAGUUUGUGAUGAUGACUGGGACAUGGACGAUGCGCGUGUUGUCUGCAGACAGCUUGGUUUUCAAGAUGCAGAAGCUGCUUAUCAGGGUGGUAAUGUUCGCGAUGGAACUGGACAGAUUUGGCUCGAUAAUGUUGAUUGUGGAGGUUCUGAGUCGUCGCUAUUUUUAUGCAGAAAUCGAGGUUGGGGAAUUCACAACUGUGGUCACAGAGAAGACGCUGGUGUUCGAUGUAAAGUCAAUGGAGGAAUCUCCAGCUCCAUAAAUCAUUUCUCAACGUCAAGUAUACAAGGAUCCCUUUCCUCUAUAAAAGCUAACCCAACUUCAAGUGUAGAAGCCAAAACGAGUGUAUAUGGUUCAACUAAAGACAUUCGAAUUGCUGAUGGUUCAUACAAUGAAGGACGAGUGGAGGUUUAUUAUAACGGCAGAUGGGGAACAGUUUGUGAUGAUGAUUGGGACAUGAACGAUGCUCGUGUUGUCUGCAGACAGCUUGGUUUUCAUGAUGCAGAAGCUGCUUAUCAAGGUGGUAAUGUUCGCGAUGGAACUGGACAGAUUUGGCUUGAUGAUGUUGAUUGUAGAGGUUCUGAGUCAUCGCUAUUUUCAUGCAGUCAUCGAGGAUGGGGGAUUAACAAUUGUGGUCACAGUGAAGACGCUGGUGUUCGAUGUAGAGUCAAUGGAGGAAUCUCCAGCUCCAUAAAUCCUCUCUCAAUGUCAAGAAGUAUACAAGCAUCACAAACUAUAUGUCAAUAUUGGGAGUUCAGAUGUGAUAAUGGUUACCAAUGUGUAGAUCGACAACGUCUUUGUAAUGGUUGGGGAGAUUGCUCUGAUGGAAGUGAUGAAUGGUCGUGGAACUGUGGAUCCUUAACCUCUAUAAAUGCUAACCCAACUUCAAGUGUAGAAGCCAGAACGAGUGUAUAUGUUUCCUCUAAAGACAUUCGAAUAGCUGAUGGUUCAUACAAUGAAGGACGAGUGGAGGUUUAUUAUAACGGCAGAUGGGGAACUGUUUGUGACGAUAGUUGGGACAUGGACGAUGCUCGUGUUGUCUGCAGACAGCUUGGUUUUCAUGAUGCAGAAGCUGCUUAUCAGGGUCGUCAUUUUAACGAUGGAACUGGACAGAUUUGGCUUGAUAAUGUUGAGUGUAGAGGUUCUGAGUCAUCGCUAUUUUCAUGCAUUCAUCGAGGAUGGGGAAUUCACAACUGUCAACACAGUGAAGACGCUGGUGUUCGAUGUAAAGUCAAUGGAGGAAUCUCCAGCUCCAUAAAUCAUUUUUCAACGUCAAGUAUACAAGCAUCACAAACUAUAUGUCAAUAUUGGGAGUUCAGAUGUGAUAAUGGUUACCAAUGUGUUGAUCGACAACGUCUUUGUAAUGGUUGGGGAGAUUGCUCUGAUGGAAGUGAUGAAUGGUCGUGGAACUGUGGUCAAACCAGUUCAUUAAUGCAACCAUCAUCAACAGGACUCUCAAGCUCUAUUGAUCCAACCCCAACUUCAAAUAUAGAAGCUAAAACGAGUGUAUAUGGUUCCUUUAAAGACAUUAGAAUUAUUGCUAAUGGUUCAUACAAUGAAGGACGAGUGGAGGUUUAUUAUAACGGCAGAUGGGGAACAGUUUGUGAUGAUGACUGGGACAUGAACGAUGCGCGUGUUGUCUGCAGACAGCUUGGUUUUCAUGAUGCAGAAGCUGCUUAUCAGGGUGGUAAUGUUCGCGAUGGAACUGGUCAGAUUUGGCUGGAUAAUGUUGAUUGUAGAGGUUCUGAGUCAUCGCUAUUUUCAUGCAGUCAUAAUGGAUGGGGAACUCACAACUGUGCCCAUAAUGAAGACGCUGGUGUUCGUUGUAGAGUCAAUGAAAGACCCUCGAGCUCUAUAAACCCAAGCCAAACUUCAAGUAUGAAAGUUAAAACGAGUGUAUAUGGUUCCUUUAAAGACAUUAGGAUUAUUGCUAAUGGUUCAUACAAUGAAGGACGAGUGGAGGUUUAUUAUAACGGCAGAUGGGGAACAGUUUGUGAUGAUGAUUGGGACAUGAACGAUGCUCGUGUUGCCUGCAGACAGCUUGGUUUUCAAGACGCAGAAGCUGCUUAUCAGGGUCGUGAUGUUAACGAUGGAACUGGACAGAUUUGGCUUGAUAAUGUUGAUUGUAGAGGUUCUGAGUCAUCGCUAUUUUCAUGCAGUCAUCGAGGUUGGGGGAUUCACGAAUGUGGUCAUUAUGAAGACGCUGGUGUUCGAUGUAGUGUCAAUGGAGGAACGCCAACGUUGAAAACCACAAUACCAACGACAAGUUACUGUUUGCCCUGGGAGUUUCAAUGCGGGAAUGGCAGAUGCAUUAGUAGAAGACAAGUUUGUGAUCAAUACAAUGACUGCGGGGAUGAAAGUGAUGAACACCUCGUAAUUUGUCGAGCAAAUUUAAAGACAUGUCAAAACAAGUUGGAUCUUGGUUUUAUGCUGGAUAGUUCUGGUAGUGUUGGAUAUGAUAACUUUGAGCGAAUGAAAGGAUUUGUCAAACAUCUUACAGACUUUUUCAAACUUGGCCGUGACCAUACCCGUGUGUCUGUGAUGUCGUUUUCAGACAUUCCAAGCAUUCCCAUUCCGUUAUCGAGAUAUUUUUCGGAUAAAAGUCAGUUUGAUAAUGCUGUGGACAGAAUUAAGUAUAUCAAUGGUGGCACCGCCACAGCAAGGGCUUUAAAUAUGGCAUAUAAUGAAAUGUUCAGGUCAGGCAAUGGAGCCAGAGAGCCAGAGUACAAAAAAGUUUUGAUAAUCUUAACAGACGGGCGCAGUAGCUCGGGACAGGUUGGAGGACCAGCUCGAAAACUGAAGAACUCUGGCGUUGUAAUAUUCAGUGUCGGAAUAGGAUCGGGUUUAUCCCUGCCCGAGCUACAAGAGAUGGCAUCGGAUCCAGUUGAUCACCAUGUUAUCACUUUAAAUAAUUUCACACAACUGGCAGGUCUUGCCGAGGAAAUGUCUUCCAAAACAUGCAAUGCAUCUCAUUUCCAAGUGUUUUGUGACAAUAACUACAUGACAGCUGUAUUCCACCGAGGAGAUCUUCCAAAACACGUCAACAUCGACAAUCUGUAUCUUCGAAGCCGAAGUCGAUAUUGUAAAGCCAGCUAUAACUCAACUCAUGUCAUUGUAAAAACCUCGCUUACUGGUUGUGGAACAGUGUUUUCGAAAAACGAACAAACACUUUUCUUUACCAAUGCUCUUUCUGAAGAAAGACGUGCUCGUGGUGGAUUUGGGGUAAUUGCGAGAGAUAAUCUCUUCAGCGCAAGUAUGACUUGUGAAUAUUCUCGGAAACAAACUGUUGGAUCUCUCAGUUUUGCCCCAGCAAAAGAAAAAGUGUUCGUGAGCUUGAACGGGAAAGGCAAUUUUUCUCUGACAUUUGAUGUUUUCAAGAGUAGUGAUUUCCGACAGCCAUACACUGCACAAGACUUCCCGAUAUUCAAAUCACUGUCAGAUAAUCUUUAUAUUCAAUAUUCUGUAAACACGAGCAACUCAGAUCUUGUCGUGCGUGCAAAAACAUGUAGAGCUACACCCACGAACAGACCUUAUGAUAGUCCACAGUAUGUUUUCAUUGAUGACGGCUGUGACAAAGAUAAAACUAUCCACCACUACACCAACAGAAUGGAUCGCAUCCAGCGUUUCAGUAUUCAGGCUUUCCGUUUCGUGUCUCAGAACCGCAUUGUCUAUCUUCAUUGUGAUCUUGUUGUCUGCUACAAGUAUGAUUAUAACUCCAGCUGCUCUCGAAAUACUUCAUGUCCACAACGUUAUCGUCGCGAUGCUGAUAAUAAACGAUCAGAUGAUAUAUCAGGAAUGUAUGCGCUGUCGUUUGGUCCAUUGGUAAAAGAGAAAGAGUUACAACACAAGAGGGAAAAGGGUAGCUCCGAGUUAAACGCCACGCUGUUUGGGUCCAUGGUCGGAUUUGGUUGCCUGAGUAUGGUUUUAUUUGUGGGCUUGGUGUUUGCGAUCAAGCGAGCUCGCUCGAGAGACAGAUAACACUGGAAUACACAGACAGGUUUAACCCCUUAAAUAAAAAUUAAAU